GUGUGUUGAUGUUUUGUUUGCCGCAUUGCCGCCGUCUCUACUGCACGGUGAGCUGAUGGCCGUCACGCAGGAUUCCGGCACAGAGAUCUAGUCGUCUGAGCGCUCUUUUGUUUGCCUGGCAGGUGUGUUGAUGUUUUGUUUGCCGCAUUGCCGCCGUCUCUACUGCACGGUGAUCGCAUGAGCUGAUGGCCGCGACGCAGUAUUCCAGCUUAUACACAUAUGCUCCCACAUGUGUGCUCCGGUAUGCGGGUCCUCUCGCAUUCAUGUGUAUGCGCCAUUGAUUCGUGCAUCCACAGCAUCUGAGCACAAAGCUCUUGGCGUGUUUUAUCGUUAAUUAAUACGCCGACGGAUGGGAAUGCAGUGAGUGUCUAUACAGCGUACAGGGCAUGUCGAGCGGGUCAGCUAUAUCUGGGUCAGAAGGAUAGAAGUGCGAGAGAUGUCUGACUACUGCUAAAAGUCUGUUGGGGCCGGUCCGCCGCUCCUCUCCCUUGCUUGUGUCGCACCCUAGCGGUGGGAUACCGGUGGUGUAGGAUUCAUAUUGUGUCUUUCUUGGCCGUCCCUCCCUCUAUCCCAGUCUGUCUCCCUCCAUGCUUCUCUUCACGCCUCCCUUCCAAUCGCCUUUUUGCUACCUGCCACGCCCUGUGCCUGCCUUUUUUUAUUAUGGUAUCGCGAAGUCCCACGCGGCAGGUCUUUUUUGCAGAUCUGCCACGCUUACGAUUAAUGAUGGGGGGGAGGGGGAAGAUUGAGACAAACAGAAGCUGCCGUGUGAACAAACCCCGAAAAGCAUGAGAAACCACACGCGUUCCUCCUCGAUCGCCUCGACGCGGGAAAUUAGGAGGCGGACAGCACACCCUUCUGAGUAGAUAUAAGACAACCAGCGGGCAAGGAGGCAAACGGAAUCGAGAAACCUUCAUUCGAUUCAUUAAUUCCUAUUCCUGACUUCAUGUCGCCUUCUGCCUGGAGCAGCCUUGUGGCCCGUCGGCAGCAUGGCUAUGGACAAUUUCCUCAAGUUCUUCACCUGCCAGGUGUGCCAGGAGAUAUACAUACGAAUGCAAGUCGUACGUCGCCCCCUGCGGCCACUCCAUCUGCCUCGGCUGCUGCGCAAGCCUCACGGACAACAAGUGAGUGACCGACAUGAAGGACCUGGGUACGCCACUCUCACUCGUCAUUGUGCAGGUGCCCGACGUGCCGCGUGGCCCUUCCGCCCGCGAGAGAGCGCAAGUUUAGCGUGGAUCUGCUGAAUGCGGCGCUGAGUGUUGAAGGCGUCACGGAGAGGGAGCGGGAGAAGAUCGCCGAGGGGGCGCCGGCCAAGUUCAGGCAGGAGAGCACCGUCAUCGCGCUAUUCGUCAAGAACCUCAAAGGUGCGGCGGUUGAGAGGGCGGCGUGGCGCCUCAGGUGGCCCUCUUCCACGUGUGUCCGUGUGUUCAGGUGCAACGAUGUGCUUUGACAUCCGUCCGUCGGCCACUGUGAGGAAGCUCAAGGAGAUGGUGAAGGACCGAGAGGGCAUCGAGAUUGCCCACCAGCGGCUGAUCUAUGCGGGCAAGCAGCUGGACGACAAUGACAAGACGCUCAGGGACUACGGCAUCCAGAAGAACGACACCGUGCACCUCGUCCUCCGGCUGAGAGGAGGCUAAGCGGACUGAUGGCCCAUUCAUUUAUCAGUGUGACCCACCCGUCGUCAAUGCCACUGCAUGCGCACUGUACUCUCUUCUUGAUGGCAUCUCUUUUUUGACGCAGCGCAGCCAGCAGGGAAGUUUCUCGUGUGUGUAUUGUAGCGGUGGUGGUGAUGCGGUCGUGAUGGUGGGGUGUUUGCCGACAGUGGCACACACACGAGAGAGAGUGUUCCUUUCACGUUUAUCCCUUGGACACCUUUUUCACUGUCCGACAGCACGGGUGAGGUUGUGCGUAGAGGACUCAGCGUCGCACAAGAGGUGACGCCCGUGUGUGUGGCCGAUCGUAUGAAGGGACAUUCAUUAAUGCAUUCGUCGUAU
This is a messenger RNA of Vitrella brassicaformis, 1991 nucleotides long. The record is from the annotation of a GenBank genome assembly. NCBI's taxonomy places the organism in Eukaryota, Vitrellaceae.